AUGUCGGAUACGGAGCAGAAGGGCCUUCUUAAAAAAUUGGAUAGAGUUCUUGGGAAUCUGAGUCUGCUGGCUUCCUUUCCUUCUGUGCAUGCUUCAUUCCUUCCUUAUGGGCUUUCUGAUCAUUGCCCAGCUGUGGUUAAUAUUGAUGUUCAUUCCUCUUCCAAAUCUUCCCUCCAUGCUAAGCCUUUCAAAUUCAACAAUCACCUGUCUGACUCCCCUAAUUUCCUUCCUCUUGUUAAUAAUGCCUGGUCUAGAUAUGUUGGAGGCUGCCAUAUGUUUUAUGUGGUUUCUAAGCUUAAAGAUGUUAAAAAAGGUCUUAGAAAGUUGAAUAUGGAACAUGGCAAUGUGUUUGAAAAUGUGAAGAAUCUCCGUGUUGAAUUGAAUAUUGCUCAGACUUGUAUGGAUGCUGAACCGGAGAAUGGAGAAGUUCAUUUGGAUAGGGCUGUCUAUCUUAAACUGCUAAAAGAUGCGUUAGUUGCUGAGGAAAAAUUUCUGCGACAGAGAUCAAAGAUUCACUGGUUGAAAGAAGGUGAUUCCAAUACUGCCUACUUUCAUAAUGUUGUCAAGUCUAAGGUUAAUAAAGGCAGGAUUAAUGAGGUUGAAGAUUUGGAGGGUAAUAGGUAUGUGGGCCCGGAUGUUGCGGAACAAUUUGUCAAGCAUUUUCAGUCUAUUUUGGGCACUGAGGACUCUGUCAAGUCGAUUGAGGAUCCCUCUUCUUUAUUCCAGAAAAGACUGUCGACUAUAUAG
Messenger RNA from Cynara cardunculus var. scolymus (artichoke), 747 nucleotides. RefSeq lists its product as uncharacterized. Bases 1 to 747 code for a protein of 248 amino acids. The record is from RefSeq and is a predicted model, not a curated record. NCBI's taxonomy places the organism in Eukaryota, Viridiplantae, Streptophyta, Magnoliopsida, Asterales, Asteraceae. The transcript has a single exon.